Spizellomyces punctatus DAOM BR117 is the source of this 1911-nucleotide messenger RNA. RefSeq names its product T-complex protein 1 subunit beta. The coding region runs from base 103 to 1686 and encodes 527 amino acids. Gene Ontology annotation, molecular function: ATP hydrolysis activity; ATP-dependent protein folding chaperone; ATP binding. The record is from RefSeq and is a predicted model, not a curated record. Lineage: Eukaryota; Fungi; Chytridiomycota; Chytridiomycetes; Spizellomycetales; Spizellomycetaceae. The transcript is spliced from 6 exons. Gene Ontology annotation, cellular component: chaperonin-containing T-complex; cytosol. Gene Ontology annotation, biological process: protein folding.
AACCCAACAAGACGCUUCGUUUUCCCCUCCUCCGCAGCAACAACUCGUCGACAGAUUUCCCAUCGUUUAGACCUAUACCACUUUUAGUAACAGAACAUCGAUAUGAGUUUGGCACCCGUCGAGAUCUUCAAGGAGAAUGCUUCCGAAGAGCGCGCAGAAAAUGCGCGUUUGUCGUCAUUUGUGGGUGCCAUUGCUGUCGGGGAUCUGGUGAAAAGCACAUUAGGUCCAAAAGGAAUGGACAAGACGCUGCAAUCCAUGACUACCAACAACAUUGUAGUCACAAACGACGGUGCAACAAUCUUGAAAUCAAUCGCGCUAGACAACGCCGCAGCAAAAGUUCUGGUCAACAUUUCAAAAGUGCAAGACGAUGAAGUUGGUGACGGAACUACAUCUGUUUGCGUUCUGGCCGCAGAGUUGCUCAGAGAAGGAGAGAAGCUUGUUCAUCAACACAUCCACCCUCAAACUAUCAUUGAGGGCUACCGUAUCGCCUCUGCCGCUGCCUACAAGGCCCUGGAAGAGUCUGCUGUGGACAAUAGCAAGAAUACUGAAGCCUUCCGGCAAGAUCUUCUGAACAUUGCAAAAACAACGCUAAGUUCAAAGGUGCUGUCGCAAGACAAAGAAUACUUUGCCACUCUUGCGGUCGACGCGGUGAUGCGGUUAAAGGGAAGCACAAAUCUUGACAACAUCCAAAUCAUCAAAAAGGCCGGGGGUAAACUUAUCGACUCGUACCUUGACGAAGGUUUCAUUCUUGACAAGAAGAUCGGUGUAAACCAACCGAAAAGGAUCGAGAACGCCAAGAUUCUCGUAGCAAACACUCCUAUGGAUACCGACAAAAUCAAAAUCUUUGGAGCACGCGUCAGGGUGGAUGCAACUGGAAAGUUGGCCGAGUUGGAGCGGGCCGAGCGUGACAAGAUGAAGGAGAAGGUCGAGAAGAUUAAGGCACAUGGCAUCAAUUGCUUUGUCAACCGUCAGCUGAUUUACAACUGGCCGGAGCAACUCUUCGCUGAUUCCGGUGUCAUGGCGAUCGAGCACGCGGACUUUGAUGGUGUAGAACGUCUUGCUUUAGUCACAGGAGGGGAAAUCGCAUCGACUUUUGACCACCCGGAGCUAGUCAAGCUAGGACACUGCGAUUUGAUUGAGGAGAUCAUGAUUGGGGAGGACAGACUGAUCAAGUUCUCGGGGGUAGCUGCGGGCGAGGCUUGUACUGUGGUUCUGCGUGGUGCCACUGGCCAACUCCUGGAUGAAGCAGAACGAUCUCUGCAUGACGCGCUUUGCGUGCUUUCUCAGACAGUAAAGGAACCUCGUACAACCCUUGGAGGUGGAUGUGCUGAGAUGCUCAUGGCAAAAGCUGUUGAGGAAGUUGCGGCAAAGACACCAGGCAAAAAGGCGAUUGCCUGCGAAUCAUUUGCUAAGGCGCUACGUCAGCUGCCAACGAUCCUUGCGGACAAUGCAGGGUAUGACAGUGCCGAGCUUGUCUCGCAAUUGCGCGCAGCUCACCAUGAAGGCAAAUCGACGUUCGGUUUAGAUAUGGCCCAAGGAAUAGUUGCAGAUGUUCGUGAACUCGGUAUUACAGAGUCAUUUAAGUUGAAGAAGCAAGUACUUCUAUCUGCAUCAGAAGCAGCGGAACUCAUCUUGCGGGUCGACGACAUCAUUCGCUGCGCUCCUAGACCCCGUCAACGCGAAUAAGCUGGCGGUAUCUAGUAAUUAGUCUUAGGAUCUGGUGUAAGGUAUUUUUGUAAAUCUUUUGAGGAGCCAGUGUCAAUAGCGGGACCGAAGUGGGAUGACCUGUAUACUGUUGUAAUACGUUAUGUUUCACAGCAGUUUUGAAGUCCACUGUUCUAUUUAUUGGACAACCAGUGAUAUGGCUAAGCUGGAAGACAUAUUAUCACAUCGUUCAACUAGUAUUUCCUG